Messenger RNA from Vigna angularis (adzuki bean), 684 nucleotides. RefSeq lists its product as uncharacterized. Lineage: Eukaryota; Viridiplantae; Streptophyta; Magnoliopsida; Fabales; Fabaceae. Bases 1 to 684 code for a protein of 227 amino acids. The record is from RefSeq and is a predicted model, not a curated record. The transcript has a single exon.
AUGGCAGAUUACAAGUGGGAAGUGGGCACCAUAUUUAGCGAUAAGGAUGACUUUAAGGAUGCCAUUAGAAUGUAUGUUGUUCAUGCUGGGAGGGCUCUAAAAUUUGUGAAAAAUGAUAACCGUAGGGUGAGGAUCAGAUGCAUGGGUGGCCAAAGUAAGUGCCCUUGGGUAGCUUACUAUGGGUAUUUUCCAUCACGCAAAAUUUGGCAAUUGAGGAAGAUAAUUGAUACUCAUACUUGUAAUAGACAACUUAACGUUAAACUGAUGAAUGCUAAGUGGUUGAGUCAAGAAAUAGAUAGGUCUUUAGUUGACAAUCCUAAUUUAAAAGUGAACGACAUACGUAGUAAAUUAUUAAGAAAAUGGAAUACCAAUGUGUCAAUAUCCAAGGCACGAAGGGCAAAGUUAAUUGCCACAAGACAACUUGAAGGAGGUUUCAAAGAACAAUUUAAAAGGAUCUACGACUAUGGACAUGAGUUUAUGAGAUGUAACCCAGGGUCAACAAUGAAGGUUAAAGUUGACCCUGAUAAUGGUGACCCAAUCUUCCAAAGAAUGUAUGUUUGUCUCAAAGCUUGUAAAGAUAAUUUCAUGAGUUGUAGGCCCAUUAUAUGUUUAGAUGGGUGUUUUUUGAAAGGUCACUAUAAGGGGGAGCUGCUUACUGCUGUUGGUAGGGACCUAAACGACUAA